Anopheles aquasalis is the source of this 1308-nucleotide messenger RNA. Its product is annotated as CLIP domain-containing serine protease 14D-like. The record is from RefSeq and is a predicted model, not a curated record. Gene Ontology annotation, biological process: proteolysis. Lineage: Eukaryota; Metazoa; Arthropoda; Insecta; Diptera; Culicidae. Gene Ontology annotation, molecular function: serine-type endopeptidase activity.
AGUUGUAAGGCUACGCACCAGCUGAUAGUGCAACGCUUGAUGCUGUUAUUGUAGCGCCUUCCACAGCAAAUCGUCGCUAGCUACCGCUUGAACCGGUUCGUACGGUGCGUAGACUGAAUCAGUCUAUUGCUCACGUUAACUGUGGUUAGCAAUGAUCACUCGAAGAAGAACAAGGAGUAUCCUGAUUGAUCUUGUGUUAAGCUGCAUGCUGGUGGCAGCUGCACUGCAAAGUAGCGCUGCAUUGAAAAAGUACAAACCGUGUGUGACGGCUGCGGGAAAACCGGGACGAUGUGUACAUUUCUGGGAGUGCCAAGCGCUGAUAGAAAGAUUUAGAAAUCCACCACCGCAGGACGAUCAGGAGGAAUUCUUACAAAGCAGCAUCUGUGGACAUUCCGAUGGUUCACCGAUGAUUUGUUGUGCAUUGUUACUGCCGCAACCACCGAGCUGCGGAAGGAACGCCAGCGACCCACAGUUCGGUGUACAAGCAACGCGCAUUGGCGAGUUUCCUUGGACGGCAUUGAUUGAGUACGAACGAUCAAAUAGCCACUUCGGAUACCAUUGCGCUGGUACGCUCAUCAACCAACGUUACGUGUUGACGGCCGCUAACUGCGUGAGUGACAUUCCGAGGUGCUGGAGAGUGCACAGUGUACGAUUGGGCGAGUGGGACUUUAGUACUUCCGAUGCGUGCUAUAGCGGUAACUCCGCCUCGUGGACAAUCGACAUGCCCAUCGAACAGAUUAUCGUGCACAGUGGGUACAAUCGAAUGGACGAGAGGCAAGCGAACGAUAUUGCGUUGGUGCGAUUAGCGGGUGAUGUGCAAUACACCGCUCACAUCCAGCCAGUUUGUUUGCCUUUCCAAAAAACAACCACCCUCGUUGCCUACACCGUUGGAUGGGGUAUAACGGCCAAAGGUGUGGCUACUCACGAGAAAAUGAUAACCCACUUGACGGUAUUGAAUAAGGAGGAGUACUUGUCGGUUUACAAAUGCUUCCACAUUACGCCGGGCCAGAUGUGCGCGAGAGCGGUGAGGGCAGUCCGUCAAACUGGCAGCUGCGAUCCGGGUGGUCAGCUGUUGCGUUAUCACGACAAUGAAUACUAUCUGAUCGGCGUCGGUAGCUAUGGGUUGGAGAACUGUGGCACCGGGGAUUCUCCGGUCGUGUAUACCAAAGUUGAUGAGUACAUCGAUUGGAUUGAGAGCACUAUCUACUGAGCCGCGUACCGAAGAUUAUAAACAGAAUUCAUGGGGCACCAAAUAAAUGAUCAACUGUUUUCGAUUGUAGCCUCAUCUUUAAUGCGGUAUUUUUGAUG